AUGCUUCCUCGGCUCUCAAUACCAUCUGUUCUGCCUCAACUCUCAGACCACCUUCAUCCAUCAGCCUCCAUCCGUCAGCCUCCAUCAGUCAGCUCCCAUCCGUCAGCCUCCAUCCGUCAGCUCCCAUCCAUCAGCUCCCAUCCAUCAGCCUCCAUCCAUCAGCUCCCAUCCGUCAGCCUCCAUCCGUCAGCUCCCAUCCGUCAGCCUCCAUCCGUCAGCCUCCAUCCAUCAGCUCCCAUCCAUCAGCUCCCAUCCGUCAGCCUCCAUCCGUCAGCCUCCAUCCGUCAGCUCCCAUCCAUCAGCCUCCAUCCGUCAGUCUCCAUCCAUCAGCUCCCAUCCAUCAGCCUCCAUCCGUCAGCUCCCAUCCGUCAGCCCCCAUCCGUCAGUCUCCAUCCAUCAGCUCCCAUCCAUCAGCCUCCAUCCGUCAGCUCCCAUCCGUCAGCUCCCAUCCGUCAGCUCCCAUCCUUCAGCCUCCAUCCGUCAGCUCCCAUCCGUCAGCCUCCAUCCAUCAGCUCCCAUCCAUCAGCCUCCAUCCGUAAGCUCCCAUCCAUCAGCCUCCAUCCGUCAGCCUCCAUCCAUCAGCUCCCAUCCGUCAGCUCCCAUCCGUCAGCCUCCAUCCGUCAGCCUCCAUCCGUCAGCCCCCAUCCGUCAGCCUCCAUCCAUCAUCCUCCAUCCGUCAGCUCCCAUCCGUCAGCUCCCAUCCGUCAGCCCCCAUCCGUCAGCCUCCAUCCAUCAUCCUCCAUCCAUCAGCUCCCAUCCGUCAGCUCCCAUCCGUCAGCCUCCAUCCAUCAGCCUCCAUCCGUCAGCCUCCAUCCAUCAUCCUCCAUCCGUCAGCUCCCAUCCGUCAUCCUCCAUCCGUCAGCCUCCAUCCAUCAUCCUCCAUCCAUCAGCCUCCAUCCAUCAGCCUCCAUCCAUAAUCCUCCAUCCGUCAGCUCCCAUCCGUCAUCCUCCAUCCAUCAGCUCCCAUCCGUCAGCUCCCAUCCGUCAGCUCCCAUCCGUCAGCCUCCAUCCGUCAGCCUCCAUCCGUCAGCUCCCAUCCAUCAGCCUCCAUCCAUCAGCCUCCAUCCAUCAGCCUCCAUCCGUCAGCCUCCAUCCGUCAGCCUCCAUCCAUCAGCCUCCAUCCAUCAGCCUCCAUCCAUCAGCCUCCAUCCAUCAGCCUCCAUCCGUCAGCCUCCAUCCGUCAGCUCCAUCCAUCAGCCUCCAUCCAUCAGCCUCCAUCCAUCAGCUCCCAUCCGUCAGCCUCCAUCCAUCAGCCUCCAUCCAUCAGCUCCCAUCCGUCAGCCUCCAUCCAUCAGCCUCCAUCCAUCAGCCUCCAUCCGUCAGCCUCCAUCCAUCAGCCUCCAUCCGUCAGCCUCCAUCCGUCAGCCCCCAA
Molecule: messenger RNA, 1372 nt
Organism: Oncorhynchus gorbuscha (pink salmon)
Lineage: Eukaryota; Metazoa; Chordata; Actinopteri; Salmoniformes; Salmonidae
Product: extensin-like
Exons: 1
Source: RefSeq, a predicted model, not a curated record